AUGCCUGCGCCGGCAGGCGGCGACGCAGGCGGCGGCGCAGGCGGCGGCGCAGGCCCCAGCGCGCCCGCUGACAGCCUUGCCGGCCCCGCCUCGGCUGCAGCCGUGGCAGCAGGCGCGUCUCCCAAGCGGCGCAGCCGUAAGCGUGGUGCGGAUGCCGCCAGCGGCAGCGGAGCAGGAGAAGGCGGGCAGGCCCAGGGCAAGCGGCAGCAGCAGCAGAAGCGGGUGGACCGGCACGGCGCGGUGGUGAACUAUCGCCCCAAGCCGUCGCAGGAUGUGCAGCAGCGCAUCCAGCGCGCCCUGCCCGGCGCCGGCGGCCACCGCCUGUUCCUCAUCGACCGCGCCGUGGUGCGCCCGCCGGGGGCCGAGGGCGGCGGCGAGGAGAGCUUUGCGGUGCUGGGCGCCACGGGCAACGUGUACAAUGUGACCAUCGGCCGCUUCCCGCACUGCACCUGCCCCGACCAUGCCAGGGGCCACCACUGCAAGCACAUCCUGUUUGUGCACCUGCGCGUGCUGGGCCUGCUGCGGGACGAGCCUCUGGUGUGGCAGCGAGCCCUGCUGGCGCAUGAGGCCGACGAGGUGCUGGCGGGCAACCGGAGCGUGGCGCGCGCCGUGGGCGGCGGCCAGGUGCUUGCCUCCAGCGUGGUGCUAGAGCAGUACCGACGGCUCAGUGGCGCAAGCGCUGGCGAUGCAGCGGGCGGCCCGGCGGGGCCUCUGCAGCGCGAGGUGGAGGGCGACUGCCCCAUCUGCUUUGAGGCGCUGGCAGCCCCGGGCGAGGCCGUGUCCUUCUGCUGCGCCUGCGGCAACAACGUGCACCGCGCCUGCAUGACGCACUGGGCGGCCAGCAAGCGCGGCAGGGCCGAGCCCGUCACCUGCCCGCUGUGCCGCGCCGACUGGCAGGACGGCUGCGCUCCGCCGCCGCUCGGCGCCCCCACCAGCGCCGGCCAGUACGCUAAUCUGGCAGCCUAUUCGGCCGCCCACCGCGGCGCCGACACCAGCCUGGAAUCGCUGUACGGCGACAGCGCGGUCUGCUCCAACAUCGUCUCGACCUCGGGGCAGGCGCUGUGUGCGUGCGUGGUGCGUGGCCCACAAGCAGUCCUGGACGAGCCCAGCCCUCUUCUGCGCACAGGCGGGCAGUUGAUCAUGGUUGAGGUGCAGGUGUACUGCGGGUACGGCACAAGCCGCAAGGCGGGCACCUUCACCCUCUCCACCCGCUUGAUCUCCUGCAAUUGCCCAGAGUGCAAUGGCAAGGCCAUGACGAUGGCGCAGUUCGAGCGGCAUGGCGGCCGUGGCAAAAAUCGGAACGCAAAGCUGAGCAUCCGCACCGUCAACCCGGAUGCGCCGCUGUGCAAGUGGUUGGACAGCAACCAGGCAAACGGGCAGCAGGAGGAGCAGGAGCAGCCACACGGGGCUGCCCCUCCUGCCCCCGCCGUCCCUCCUGCGGCUGCCGCACCCGCCCCUGCUGCCACCGAGGCAGAAGCUGCCGCCCCUGCGCCUGCCGCCGCCGCCUCCACGCCCAGCCAGACGGACACAAGACCGAGCGGCGCGCCGCUGGUGGGCAAGCAGGCGGCAGGUCAGCCCAGCCGCCUGCGUGCGCUGGCCAAGCUUGUGCUGCGGCGCAUGGAGCCGGACGAGCGGCAGGCGCCGCCUGGGCGCAGCAGCCUGCCUGCCACCCAAGACCGUGCCGCCAGCCUGCCUGCCACCGACACGGCUGGGAGGAGCGGCAGCGCGCGCUUGGCGCCCUCUGGUGUGGAGGCGGUGGGGGCGCCCGCAAUAGACUUUGGCAGCAGCAGCAGCGAGGAGGAGGAGGCGGAGGAGGGGCAGGGUGCAGGUCGCCCCGCUGGCGCACGGAAGCAGUCCACCAGCAUGCCGCCUGCCCGCACUGCUGCCACCCCACCGGGCGCCAAUCGCCUUCAAAGCAGCAGCAGCAGCGAAAGCAGCAGCAGCAGCAGCAGCAGCAGCAGCGAGGAGGAGGAGGAGGGGCGCGGGCUGCCCAGGGAGCACCCCACCCGCGUGCAGCCUGCCCGCGCUGCGGCCCCACCGCCGGGCUUUGUGCACAACGUGGUGGUGCACCCCGCCGCGCCCGGCGACAAGGAGCCGACCGCGGCGGCGGCGGCGGUCAAGCGGAUGCCGUGCCGAGGCGCCGGCAGCGUCAAGAGGGCAGCGCUGGCCCGGCAGGCUGCGCAGGCCGCCAGGCGGGUGCGGCUGGAGGACGAGAAGGAGGAGGGGCGGGAGCAGGCGGUGGAGCAGCGGCAGCAGCAGCAGCAGCAGCAGCGGCGGCAGCAGCAGCAGCAGCAGCAGCAGCGGCAGCAGCAGCAGCGGCAGCAGCAGCAGCAGCAGCAGCAGAAGGAUGAGGAGGAGGAAACCGAGGUGCAGCAGCAGCAGCAGCGGCAGGUGGAGGAGGAGACAGAGGCGCAGCAGCAGCCGCAGGAUGAGGAGGGGGAUUCGGAGCUGCCGCAAACUCAGCAGCUGGCGGUGGCCGGCUCCCAGCCCAGCCCCGGCCCCGCCCUUGGGGGUGCCCACCUGGUGAGCCACCACCCAUGCGGCGCCCGGUGCCGGCCGGCGGGCGGCCGCGGGGUGCGGCGCGGCGCCGACCUGUGCCUGUGGUGGUCCGACCCGGGCGUGGAAGGGCCGGAGGUGGCGGACAACCUGCAAGUGAGCGCCGAGGUGUCGAGGCCGGAGCUGGUGGAGUGGGACAUCGGCGCCGCGAGCGAGGCUGGGCUGCCUGUGCAGGUGCAGCUGUGGCUCCAGCCCUCUGGGCCCUCCCCCAUGACGGCACAGCUGGUCAUCGACUACGUGGACCUGCUGUGA
Molecule: messenger RNA, 2808 nt
Organism: Chlorella variabilis
Lineage: Eukaryota; Viridiplantae; Chlorophyta; Trebouxiophyceae; Chlorellales; Chlorellaceae
Exons: 11
Coding region: 1-2808 (935 amino acids)
Molecular function (GO): zinc ion binding; ubiquitin protein ligase activity
Source: RefSeq, a predicted model, not a curated record